AUGAGCGAUUUAGACAAGGCUAUUGCCCAACUCCGUGAAUGUCGCCCCAUUCCGGAACAUCAAGUACGAGAACUCUGCUACAAAGCGCGCGAGCUCCUCAUCGAAGAAGGAAAUGUUGUAUCCGUUAACGCACCGGUGACCAUCUGCGGCGACAUUCACGGUCAAUUCCAUGACCUGAUGGAACUAUUUCGCGUUGGUGGCGACGUCCCAGAUACGAAUUACCUGUUCAUGGGCGACUUUGUAGAUCGCGGCUUCUACUCACUCGAAACAUUCCUUCUCCUCCUAUGCCUCAAAGUCCGAUAUCCCGAUCGCAUCACACUGAUCCGCGGCAACCAUGAAUCGAGGCAAAUCACGACUGUGUAUGGCUUUUACGAUGAAUGUGUCCGGAAAUAUGGUAGUGCAAAUGUUUGGCGUUAUUGUUGUGAGGUGUUUGAUUAUUUGGCCUUGGGCGCGUUGAUAUUGGGUGCCAGUUCAGAAUUGGAAUCGUCGGUCCCGGUGGUGAAUGACUCCACCCAGUCCACCAUGGGUACAGGAGAUGAAGAGAUCGAGUCUGAAGUACUAAAUGCAAAAGGCGAGGUUACGUAUUCGACAUAUAGACGAAGGGAUGGUAGCGAUGGAGGCUCACACGAUGGCUCACAUGUAAUAAGGGACAUAUCGCCGUCUAUAUACACAUCUUCCUCAGCACCUGUGGCUACUCCAAUGAGAACCGGUCCCGCGGGCACCAGCGCCACUUCAGAUAGCAUGGGUAGUAUUGGGAGUAGCACCGGCGCCGUCUUCUGCGUCCACGGCGGGUUGUCCCCACUGGUAGACAGCAUUGACAGGAUCCGUCUCAUCGACCGAAAACAAGAGGUGCCACACGAGGGUCCCAUGUGCGACCUUCUCUGGUCCGAUCCGGAAGAAAUUGAAGGUUGGGGUCUAUCCCCGCGGGGUGCAGGCUUUCUCUUUGGCUCUGACAUCGUUAAAAACUUCAGCCACAAAAAUGACAUCUCACUCAUCGCACGUGCCCAUCAGCUUGUUAUGGAAGGGUUCAAGGAGAUGUUCGACGGUGGCAUUGUAACUGUCUGGUCUGCGCCGAAUUAUUGUUACAGGUGUGGCAAUGUGGCGGCAAUGUUGGAACUUGGUGAAGAUAUGAGUCAUGGAGGCACAAUUCCGAGGAGUAAUGGCGACUACGGACGGAGCUCUGGUGUUAUAACUGAUUUAAGACACCAACAGCAACAGAGAAGGAUUUUGGGGCCCGGGAGGAGAUAUAGGGUAUUUGAUGCGGCGGCGCAUAAUACAAGGGGUAUGCCGGCAAAAAAACCGGCAGCGGAUUACUUUUUGGUGCGUUAG
Molecule: messenger RNA, 1329 nt
Organism: Paracoccidioides lutzii Pb01
Product: serine/threonine-protein phosphatase PP-X isozyme 1
Exons: 3
Coding region: 1-1329 (442 amino acids)
Biological process (GO): double-strand break repair via homologous recombination; peptidyl-serine dephosphorylation
Cellular component (GO): cytoplasm; nucleus
Molecular function (GO): protein serine/threonine phosphatase activity
Source: RefSeq, a predicted model, not a curated record